AUGAUACUUAAUGAAAUUAUUAAAACAUUCAAUCUAUCAGAUCCAUUAGAUGUUGUAUCAUUAAUUGCCAAAUACCACAAUUUAGACUUAAAAAAUGCUACAGUAAUUUUGGUUGUUAAUAGCAUACUAAUUGAUGAAAUGUUAAGAUAUUUUCUGCAGAAACAUUCUGGAAGACAUAGAAGAGUUCUAGAAACUCUGAAUGAUUGUCAUAGAAUUGAAGAAUAUAAUGUUAAUACUUUGAUGAAUGAUCUGCACUAUAACCUUACUGAAAAAUACCAUAAUGCUAUUUUUAGUACUGUUGAAGAUGUUAGGCUAAUUAUAUGA
Funneliformis mosseae is the source of this 324-nucleotide messenger RNA. The record is from the annotation of a GenBank genome assembly. Lineage: Eukaryota; Fungi; Glomeromycota; Glomeromycetes; Glomerales; Glomeraceae.